Molecule: messenger RNA, 1012 nt
Organism: Callorhinchus milii (elephant shark)
Lineage: Eukaryota; Metazoa; Chordata; Chondrichthyes; Chimaeriformes; Callorhinchidae
Gene: cunh9orf78
Product: chromosome unknown C9orf78 homolog
Biological process (GO): mRNA splicing, via spliceosome
Cellular component (GO): spliceosomal complex
Source: RefSeq, marked provisional
GUGGCGUUGUUGUGAGUCGGAGCCGUCUGUGGCAGAGAAGAGGAUGUCGUCCGGCAAGAGCUACAGGCGGAGGAGACUGGAGGAGUCGGAUGAAGAAGACGAGCAGACAACUGUGAUGGUCAGGUCAAAGCUAGAUGAACUAAAAGAAAUUCAGAGUAUGAGGAGAAGACAAAAUGGUGUGAGUGCUGCCGCCCUGCUUGUUGGGGAGAAAACGCCAGAAGAAGCCUCGACUGUGGACGAUCCCUUUAAAUUGAAGACUGGAGGAAUGAUUGAUAUGAAGAAGAUUAAGGACAGAAACCGAGAAAGGGUCGAAGAAGAGGAGACUGACCUGAACCUGGGCACCUCAUUCUCAGUAGAGACAAACCGGCGGGACGAGGAUGCUGACAUGAUGAAGUAUAUUGAGACAGAGCUAAAGAGGAGGAAGGGGAUCCUGGAGAAUGAGGAACAGAAGGUCAAGAUCAAGAACCCAGAGGAUAUGCUCUAUGAGCUGCCCGACAACAUCAAUGUCUCCUCAGCCAAGCGCACGGAGGAAAUGUUAUCUAAUCAGAUGCUGAGUGGCAUUCCCGAAGUGGACCUGGGGAUAGAUGCAAAGAUCAAAAACAUCAUCAGCACCGAGGAGGCAAAGGCACAGCUUCUGGCCGAGCAACGCAACAAAAAGAAAGACAACGCCACCUCAUUCGUACCCACCAACAUCGCCGUCAACUAUGUCCAGCACAAUCGGUUCUAUCGUGAAGAAAUUCAUGCACCUGCAAGACGCCAUAAGGAGGAGCUCAAACCAAAGCCCCUGCGAGUGGGAGACACCGAAAAAACCGAACCCGAUCAAUCUCCUCCGAAUCGCAAACGUCCUUCGAACGAGAAGGCAACUGAUGACUACCAUUACGAGAAGUUCAAGAAAAUGAGCAGAAGAUACUAAAGGGUUGGAUGACAUGAUUGUGUGAAAGCAUCAGCAUUUAAUCCUUUCUGAUCCCUUUGUAUUAAAUAGACCAUUUGUAUUAAAACAAGGCGGUACUGC